Sclerotinia sclerotiorum 1980 UF-70 is the source of this 1209-nucleotide messenger RNA. RefSeq lists its product as hypothetical. Bases 1 to 1209 code for a protein of 402 amino acids. The record is from RefSeq and is a predicted model, not a curated record. NCBI's taxonomy places the organism in Eukaryota, Fungi, Ascomycota, Leotiomycetes, Helotiales, Sclerotiniaceae. The transcript has 4 exons.
AUGUGUUUAUGUUCAGAUAUUCAACAUGGAUUUACACAGCCUUCUGAUAAUCAAAAGGUCGUGGAACGUCUAAGAGUAUUUUUGCCGCAAUUAUAUACCUAUAUAUCUAGCAACGAACAAUUAAUACCGCACCUCCCAUUCAUAUUACAAAAGAGGACAACUCCAGUAUCAAGUACAAUAUCUGAAUCUUUAACUGUUGAGAAACGUAUAGCAAAGAUUUUCGAGUAUGAUCCUGCUGAUAAUCAUGUAUUAACGUUCCUCGAUCGGAACUUCGAUAAUUGGAACAGGAAACCACAGUUAUUCUUUGCAUGUAAACAAGCACAGCCGACCUACGAUACAAUCGACUACCAAUCUGCAAUCAUCCUUACCUGUCUUCGGCUUGAGCAAUUUGAUACCCAUUCCCGAAUUUUACGUAUAAUUUAUUGUGUUGCACUUAGUCGAUGUCGAAGAACUAAACGUCAAAGUAGCGAUACGAAAAGUAUAGCACACAAAAUCUUCCCGAUUUAUUAUCCUUCCAAACCUUUAGACGAAACUAGCAACGAUAUGCAAUCUCUCGUUAGAACGAUUGAAGCCUUUUUACGAGCAGGUCCGAGAUAUGAAAACAUUGCAGAGAAAUUGGGUGUUGGAAGCCUGUUUCUCCUUGGAGAUAUAGUUCCACUUAAUGUCUGGGAAAGACGGCUGCCAAUGAAAGGCCCAAUAUUUGAGAGGGCAAUGACACAUAUGAUAGAUAAAAGCAUCGUUAGGUUGGGGGAAAAGUAUGGGGAGCUUGUGGAGAAACUAAUCAGGAGCCUUGAAAAUUUUCUACCAAAAAUGCCAUUUUUAUUCAGGAACCAGACAUUAAAACGGAAGCCAAGUCAUCAGUUAGAUGGGGGGAAGAAGAAGAAGAACAAGAAUAAUACUACAAGGGAUAUCUUGAACAAUAGUGGAGGUGAUACUGAGGCUGAACCGAUUGCCCUAGAUCACACUACAGAGUUCGCCGGUCAAGAUGGAGCCAACAGUCCUCGCAAUAGUGUACGUGCUUCAUAUGCCAAUUCAGUUACUUCCAUCCGCAAUCCUUCUUCCAUAUAUACACUUUUGAAUUCAGAUAGUACGACGUCCAUAGACAAUCAACAGCUGCCAUCACAAACGGAAAAUGCUCGUCAGAUUCAGGUCACUAGGACUUCAGACAGAUAUACCCUUGACAGGUCUACUGAGGCUACGAAUGAAUAG